Molecule: messenger RNA, 1425 nt
Organism: Alternaria conjuncta
Lineage: Eukaryota; Fungi; Ascomycota; Dothideomycetes; Pleosporales; Pleosporaceae
Exons: 5
Coding region: 1-1425 (474 amino acids)
Biological process (GO): transmembrane transport
Cellular component (GO): membrane
Molecular function (GO): transmembrane transporter activity
Source: RefSeq, a predicted model, not a curated record
AUGGCCGCACCACAAUCUGAGCCCGUGCAGGGUGUAGGAUCUCCCAUGCCAGGUCACACCGUGGACCCCAUCGAUGAAAAGUUCCAGAGCCAGCAUAUGGAGUAUGAGAAAGUCGAGGUCAAAGGUGAUUACUCUGGGGCCGUGGCCAAGACGAGCCCCGAGGAGAAGAAGCUCGUGAGGAAGCUGGACAUCUGGAUUAUGCCCAUGCUUUGGUUGAUGUACUGGCUCAACUACCUAGACCGCAACGCCAUUACCCUCGCACGCCUCAAUGGUUUCCAAGACGACCUUGGACUCACCAGCAACCAAUACAGCACUGCUAUCUCUAUUCUUUUCGUCGGGUACAUCCUAGGGCAAAUACCGAGCAACAUGAUUAUUACACGCGUCAAACCUUCGUGGUACAUGGGAAUCUGUAUGAUGGGCUGGGCGGUUGUAAGCGGGCUUACCGCUAUCGUUCACAACUACACAGGCAUCGUACUUGUACGUUUCUUUCUGGGUGUGGUCGAGGCACCAUACUACCCAGGAGCGCUCUAUCUCUUAAGCAUCUUCUACACGAGAAAGGAGAUUGCGACGCGCAUCAGCAUUCUCUACUCUGGCAACAUUCUCGCGUCGUCGUUCGCUGGACUCAUUGCGCUUGGCGUCUUCAAGCUCGAUGGUGUCCGUGGUAUCAGCGGAUGGCGUUGGUUGUUCAUCAUACAGGGCGUCGUCACCUUUAUCAUCGCCGUAGUCGCCUGCUUUACCCUCCCUGACGAGCCUUUAACUACAUGGUGGCUCAACCCCGAAGAACGCCAACUUGCGCACGCCCGGGUUGCGCGAGAUACAGUCGGCCACUCCGCCGACGUUUCCAUGCUCGCAGGCCUAAAAGAAGCUAUCCGAGACCCUAAAAACUUCAUGCCGACGAUCGUCAACACACUAGGCUUCUCUCAGGAAGUCACACUUGUAUUGACGUGCCCACCUUACUUGAUUGCGGGCGCAUUCUCCGUCGCAUGGGCCAUAUCAUCCGGCCAUUUCAACGAACGCACCUGGCAUAUCACCAUUGCCAAAGGCGUGGCUGUCUUUGGCUUCGUGCUCGGCUGCGCGACUAUGAACGUAGGCGCGAGGUACUUCGCCAUGUGCGUCUUUACCAUCGGCACGUAUGGCGUCAACAGCAUCAUCCUCGGAUGGGUGUCCUCAACCUGUGGACAAACGAGGGAGAAGAAAUCUGCGGCGCUGGCUAUUGCCAACGUCGCAGCUACACUCAGCUUGAUCUGGACUCCCUACAUCUGGCCAGAGUGGUCAGAGCCGCGGUUCGUCUUGCCCUUGGCUAUGAGUGCUGGUAUGGCACUCAUGUGUGCGGCUGGCGCAUGGUUCAUGCGCUGGUGGUUGGUGCGGGAGAACAGGAGGAUUAAGAGCUCGAACUCUGAGACUACGAUGUUCUACGCCUAUUGA